GCGGUGCGGGGUCAGGCAGCCCCUGCCCUCCCCCGGGGGGACGGGCCAGCCCGCCGGGGAGCCGGGCUUUUCCGUGGGUUUGUGCUGUCACCCCGUCUGGGGACAAAGUUUGGGAAUAAAGGGAGGGCUUCCCCGCCUGAUCCCGGAAGGGAAGGAGAGCUGAGAAGGGCAAGCGCGACCGCCUGCUCCGUGGAGGGCCAUUCCCUGCUUCCCGCACCUCCGGCUCGGCUCCUUCUUGUGAUGCUCGCGGGGGACGGGGCAGGGGCUCUCGGCGGGGUGCUGGGCGCGCUGCGGGGCUGUAGCCGUAAGGAAUGAGUCUCCACGCUCUCUCCACAGACUAGCCCCCGCUCAAACAGGAGACGUCCGAUUCUUCAGGUUCUCAAGGAUGCGAGUAACUUAGUGAUUCGUGUUCUGGUACCCACCUGGGCACUGCUGCCUCCUGGAGAUACAGCCCGAGGAACCGACCUGUUGGUAGAGUGAGCCCCGCGGAGACGCUCUAGAGGGACCACCCCCCACUUCUCAUCUCGCUGUGAGUGGACUAUGGUGGCAGGAAGAUGUUGGCUCGGAAGAGUAUCAUCCCCGAAGAGUAUGUGCUGGCACGGAUCGCUGCCGAGAACCUGCGCAAGCCGCGCAUCCGGGACCGGCCGCGCAAAGCCCGCUUCAUCGCCAAGAACGGCGCCUGCAACCUGGCGCACAAGAACAUCCGCGAGCAGGGGCGAUUCCUGCAGGACAUUUUCACCACCUUGGUGGACCUGAAGUGGCGUCACACACUGGUCAUCUUCACCAUGUCCUUCCUGUGCAGCUGGCUGCUCUUUGCCAUGAUGUGGUGGCUGGUGGCUUUCGCCCAUGGCGACAUGGACCCGAGCACAGAAAACGCCGCCAACAGCACCAAGUGGACGCCGUGCGUGACGUGUGUCAGGUCUUUCACCUCCGCUUUCCUCUUCUCCAUUGAAGUCCAGGUGACCAUUGGUUUUGGGGGCAGGAUGAUGACAGAGGAAUGUCCCUUGGCCAUCACGGUGCUGAUCCUGCAGAACAUUGUGGGUCUGAUCAUCAAUGCCGUCAUGCUGGGCUGCAUAUUCAUGAAAACAGCGCAAGCCCACAGGCGGGCCGAGACCUUGAUUUUCAGCCGGCAGGCCGUCAUCGCGGUUCGCAACGGCAAACUCUGCUUCAUGUUCCGAGUGGGAGACCUCAGGAAGAGCAUGAUCAUCAGCGCCUCAGUGAGAAUCCAGGUUGUGAGGAAGACCACGACCCCUGAAGGAGAAGUCAUACCCAUUCACCAGGUAGACAUCCCCGUGGACAACCCCAUCGAAAGCAACAACAUUUUCCUCGUGGCGCCGCUGAUCAUUUGUCACGUCAUAGACAAGCGGAGCCCUCUCUACGACAUCUCCGCCGCCGACCUGGCGCUCCAGGACCUGGAGCUCAUCGUGAUACUUGAAGGAGUCGUGGAAACAACGGGCAUCACGACGCAGGCCAGAACCUCCUACGUGGCCGAGGAGAUCCUGUGGGGCCACCGCUUCGUGCCCAUCGUCACCGAGGAGGAAGGUGUGUACGCAGUCGACUACUCCAAGUUUGGCAACACUGUCAAGGUGGCUGCGCCGCGUUGCAGCGCUCGGGAGCUCGACGAGAAGCCCUCCAUCCUCAUCCAGACCCUGCAGAAGAGCGAGCUCUCCCACCAAAACUCCCUGCGGAAGCGCAACUCCAUGAGAAGGAACAACUCCAUUCGGAGGAGCAACUCCAUGAGGAGAACCAACUCCUCCCUCAUCGUGCCCAAAGUGCAGUUCAUCACACCCGAGGGGAGCCAGAGCGCCUCGGAAACGUGAGACACAGCUUUGUGUGAGGCUGCUGGGCUUUGGAGGGAGGAGACACCUGUGGUGGUUUUGCUUAAAUUUCCUUUCACUUCAGAAAACGAGAACACGACGCAGAAGAGAACCGUGCAAGAACUAUUUAUUCCAUUGCUUACUGAAAGCACCACCUAAUGGCAUAAGAAAACACUUUAGCACUUAGUGUAUGAAUCAAUAAAAAAAUGGCACGUACACUAAAGAAAGCACAGUUCACCCAUGUAAUAUAAUGUGUAUUUAUACUUGUUUUAAUGGCACGCUAAUUGUUUUAAUAGUAUUUUUCCUAAUGGGGGUCUCUUUCUUGUCUUCUGCUGGGUGUCACAAGGUGUGGGGUUUUCCUGUGUGAGUUACUCACCUGCAGGCAGAAGUGAGUUCUUUUACCAAACUUCUGCAUACAACAACUCUCACGGAUUUUGUGCAAGAUAUUUGGAUGUCCAUCUUUUUCGUGUGAAUUCCUUAAAAGAAGUAGCUAAAUCCCUCAAUGAUUUCACUGGAGGAGAGCCACUAUUUUACCUUCAUUUUCCAGGCUUUUUCUUUUCCUUGGUUUGUGGCAAGGGCAUUUUGAGAGCCCAUUCAGGUCAGGUGAAGUGACCUGUCCAUCCCACAGGAAAACUGGUGCCACUCCGGGCAGCAGUGGCAGGAAAACCAGUGGAACAGCAAAGAGAUACUCGGCUGCAGGACAACACACAUCUUAGUGUAGCUGUAGCCCAAGCUGAGAAACUCCAGUCCUCCUGGCUGCUACCUGAGCAUCUGUUUCACUGAAAUGAUUCAAAUUGGAAAAAUCAAAUGCCUCUCUAACAUCCUCUUCGUGUCGGUGGAAGACCAAAUCCUGUUUUGUUUUCUCUUAUAGAUUCAUACAUGGAAGACAACACAUGUACAUCCUUCACUUACAGUAUUUUUCAUAGGAUUAAGUCUGUUUGCUCCAGCAGAAGGUUGCAUUUUGCCAGUGGGAAUUCAUGAAUGGGAAUGUGAGGAAACCAUGCCAAUAAUAUUAGAGAAAGUAUUUGCAAAACUAUCCAAAUAAUUUUCAGGGGGACUUGGGUGCUGCUGCUGCUGAAUUACUUUUUUUUUUCAACAGCAUCUCACUUGUGUUUUUAUAUAACCUGGCAUUGAGAAUUGGUGGUAAACAGCUUUUCUCUUCAAAGUAAAAUGGACAUUUGUUACCUAGAGCCAUCCCAAAAGUGUCAUCACACAUUUUUCUACAAGAAUACAUAAAUGUAUUAAAUUACGUAAAUACAUUAAUUGUAUCACAUUUGGUAAUGCUAAAUCAAUACCUGCUUUUUUUUCUUUGUGAAUAAGAAGCAUAAUUAUGGACAAAUUCACAUUCAAAUUUCUUUAAAAAAUAGUGUUAUGUCUGUGGCUCAAGAGAAGGUCUGUCCUUGUAUUGACUCUCUGAGCCACUCAACUAUUUGAAUACUUCUGCAAUUUUAAAUAUUUGCUUAUUCCUGUUGGGUAAAAUAGUCAGAAGCAAUGCUGGAUUCUCAUUCUCUUUGGAAGUCGUUUCAUCAGCAGUUGCAUGGAUGGUUUUUAGGCUUCAUAUAGCGUUGGGUGGAGGCAGGGAGGGGCAUUGCUCUGUAGUGUAGACUCCCUGCUUUUGGAGCAGGUGCUCUCCAGAACAUCAACUCUGACAAAUUACUUCUGUCUGAAGCAGUAGCGGAAACUGAAGUUUCUGCUAAAAGCAUCCAUUCCCUGGCCUGCCCACUAAUGUCCUGGAAGAAUGGAUGGUGAACAUCUGGAGAUAUUAAUCUGUCUGUUUUGUGUCCAAACAAUGAACAUCUGCAGCUUCCAAGAAGAGUCAGAGCAAAGCAUAUACAAUUUGUCUCUGGCCUCCGUUUCCAGGGCUGUGAAUUUCUUUGAGGUUGUCUGUUUGAUACAUGGUUAAGUCAGAUGCUGUACAAAAGCAGAUUUUCUACAAAAUAAUAAUAAAAAAAGUGACAAUUA
This is a messenger RNA of Chiroxiphia lanceolata (lance-tailed manakin), 3779 nucleotides long. RefSeq names its product potassium inwardly rectifying channel subfamily J member 8 (gene KCNJ8). The coding region runs from base 555 to 1820 and encodes 421 amino acids. Gene Ontology annotation, molecular function: ATP-activated inward rectifier potassium channel activity. Gene Ontology annotation, biological process: potassium ion import across plasma membrane; regulation of monoatomic ion transmembrane transport. Lineage: Eukaryota; Metazoa; Chordata; Aves; Passeriformes; Pipridae. Gene Ontology annotation, cellular component: plasma membrane. The record is from RefSeq and is a predicted model, not a curated record. The transcript is spliced from 3 exons.